AUGGGAUUGGUUUCGAUAUGGGCAGCCGAAGAAACCAGCGGGGAAAAACCAAAUGAUUCCAAGGAAAAGUUAGAGAAGAAGUUGGAUAGUAAAUGGAACAAACCUAUAACACUGACAUCGAAAUUAGAGAGUCAAUGGGCAAGCAGUGGUGACGGCCAAAAAGACAAUAGUAGGGCACAUGUGGGAGGAGGUAGACAGGAGAAGAGCUCUUUCAAUCAUGGUGGUGGUGGUAGAUCUCAUGUCAAAAGGACUGGUGGUAGACCCCACGAAACAAACUUUCAUCAAGAUAAGGACCAUCGCAAACGACAUCCAAACAAACGAGGUAACAAGCACACUAUACAUGAGAAGCCUGCCACGGACCAGGAAGUGCACCAAGCUCCAGGGGUUAGGCAUGUAGAGGAGUCUGAUGUAGAAACAGUUGUUUCUGAUAAAUUGUACGCCAAGGGUCCUACGACUAAAGCUGCGCAAUCUUUGGCUUCUAGGAUUACAAUUGACCCUAGAAGAGAAGAAGCAGAUGCAGAUGAUGCUACUGUUUGGGAAGAGGAAGAGGUGGAAGAGCAAACGCAACAGCGCUUUAAACAAAAACCCACGCGGGGUAAGUCAUUGGCAGAAAGAUUGGACAGUAUGAGUUUCAAAGAUGCUAAACACAAAAUACCAGAAGCAAGUUCACCUAGAGCAAAGAAUCGAAAGAGCACGAAUAAAGAUAUACGGAAGCAACCGGCCAAUCUACUGACGAGAGGAAGUGGGCACUUUUCCAAAAAGCUGGAUUCCAUAGAUGAGCAAGCAGCCAAGGAGAAAGAAGAGAAGGAGAAACAAGAGUUGCUCAAGAUGCUCGAAGAGUUUGAAAGCAAGAAAAUAGACUGGGCGAGUUUAGAAGACUAG
Messenger RNA from Lodderomyces parapsilosis, 882 nucleotides. It is a transcript of the gene FGR50, whose product is annotated as Fgr50p. The record is from RefSeq and is a predicted model, not a curated record. The coding region runs from base 1 to 882 and encodes 293 amino acids. The transcript has a single exon. NCBI's taxonomy places the organism in Eukaryota, Fungi, Ascomycota, Pichiomycetes, Serinales, Debaryomycetaceae.